AUGAUUCAAGAUCCAAAAAUGUCCAUGGAUGCUAAGGCAAGUCAUGGAGCCAUCUUCUCAUCCUUGCCCUUGGUUUUCAUUCUUUCGACUCACUUGUCUCUGGAAGCGUUGGAUGAGGCAGAAAGUCGAUUAAUGGAACAUGGCGGUAAGCUCACGUAUGAGAUCUCCGAAGCCAAAAUCAUUCUUGGACAAGUUGGCCGCCCGAAACGCGCUGCGCUCGAACUACGCUGUCGCGGGUUCUGGACUGAGGAGGUUGUUCCAGUUUCCAACUCUACCCCGAUAUCUAUCAGUACAAGCUCCGAACCCCCUACAAAGCGUAGGAGAAAAGAAGGGCCCCAGGGAGGGAAUGAUGCACCAAUCGAAAUUAUAGAUCUUAGUACUGAGUCCGAGAGUGAAGAAGCUGGACCUCGAAAUCAUGAAUCGACACCCCACCUAGCAACAAAGACAGAGGUUGACGAAAACGAAGUCAUAGUUCUCAAGCUAGAAUGGUUGGACGCAUCGAUACAGGCAGGGGUGUGUCUACCCCAAGAGUCUUUUAUGGUAUACCGAGGGCGGAAGAUACCUACUCCAACUACACCAGGAAUCGAAGAGAAAUACUUGGAAGAAAAGUCCAGUCAAAUUAUUGAACGCGCAAAGAUGGAUGCCGGUCUCCCACCUCCUUCUGUCCAAAUAUCUGACCACCGCCAUGCAAGACGCUCUAAGGAACCCUCGGCCGGCUCCUCCAGCCAGCACCAUCCACCAACACUUUACCGACAGACAACCUCUGAGAACGACGAGAAGGAGCCUUCACCAUCUAAGCCAGAUUGGGUCCGAGACCACAUUCUCUUCGCGUGUCUGCGCUCCGCCCCCUUGCAUCCGCCAAAUGAGGAAUUCAUCUCACAGCUGGUCAAAAUUCGCCGCAUUCGAGAACUCACACUGGAUCAGAUUGGCGUUCGAGCUUACAGCACUUCCAUCGCGUCUCUAGCAGCAUACCCGCAUGUGAUACGUCGGCCAAGUGAGAUCCUGGCUUUGCCUGGAUGCGAUAUAAAGAUUGCGAAUCUUUUUACCCAAUGGCAACAGCAUGGUGGGUGCGAACAUACCGAUGAUGAUGGAAAUGUCGCAGCAGCAGAUGCUCUAGACUCCGACCCUGUGUUGCGAGUUUUGAACUCAUUCUAUCAGAUCUGGGGCGUGGGUGCGAAGACCGCACGAGAGUUUUAUUACCACCGAGGCUGGCGCGAUCUGGAUGAUAUCGUUGAGCAUGGAUGGAGCUCACUGUCUCGGGUGCAGCAGAUUGGACUGAAGUACUACGACGAGUUCCAGGAAGGCGUUUCGCGUGCCGAGUCCGAAUCCAUCGCUGAUAUCAUUCGAGAGCAUGCCAAUCGUGUUCGGCCCGAAGGGGAUGACAAAGUUGAAUGCGUUAUCGUUGGCGGAUACCGCCGCGGAAAGGAAUAUAGCGGCGAUGUGGAUGUUAUACUGACUCAUCGCGAUGAUAUUGUGACCAAGAAUCUGAUUAUUGAUGUUGUCGCUAGUCUUGAGAGCGAUCAGUACAUUACGCAUACCCUCGCAUUGCAUGUCACUUCUUCACAUCGGGAGCAACAGACUUUACCCUUCCAUGGUGAAGACUCCAGAGGCUUCGAUACGUUGGACAAAGCGCUUGUCGUUUGGCAAAACCCGCACUGCAGCCCAGAGCAAGCAGAUUCUGAAGAGGGCCCGCCAAAAAGAAAUCCGAAUCUUCACCGUCGUGUUGAUAUCAUAAUCUCGCCAUGGCGCACUGUCGGCUGUGCAGUGCUAGGUUGGUCUGGCGAUACAACCUUUCAGCGAGAUCUGCGACGGCAUGCGAAGAAAGCACACUCUUGGAAAUUUGAUUCGAGUGGUGUACGAGCUCGCGAUUCGAAUGGUCAAGUGGUGGAUCUCGAGCAUGGAGGAGAGACCUGGGAACAGCGGGAGAGGCUUGUUAUGGAGCGCAUUGGCAUAGGCUGGAGAGCACCGCAGGAACGAUGCUCAAGAUAA
This is a messenger RNA of Penicillium antarcticum, 1989 nucleotides long. RefSeq names its product type-X family DNA polymerase. The transcript has a single exon. Gene Ontology annotation, biological process: double-strand break repair via nonhomologous end joining. NCBI's taxonomy places the organism in Eukaryota, Fungi, Ascomycota, Eurotiomycetes, Eurotiales, Aspergillaceae. Gene Ontology annotation, molecular function: DNA binding; DNA-directed DNA polymerase activity. The coding region runs from base 1 to 1989 and encodes 662 amino acids. The record is from RefSeq and is a predicted model, not a curated record. Gene Ontology annotation, cellular component: nucleus.